Molecule: messenger RNA, 570 nt
Organism: Lolium perenne
Lineage: Eukaryota; Viridiplantae; Streptophyta; Magnoliopsida; Poales; Poaceae
Source: RefSeq, a predicted model, not a curated record
AUGGCCAGCGAAUCAGGCCUACCGAUGCUGCAUCCGGAGGAGGCGUCCACCGGCCUGGAGGAUGCGCUGAACAGGAAGGCUCCGACGGACGGUCACGAGGCGUGCGCAACAGAAAGGGAAGCGGGGGACGGCUGCUCCAUGGCGUCCGACGAGGCUGAGGCAGGCAAGAAGGCAGGCUUGUCCGAGGUCCAGGAUCAGGGCGGCGAUGCGACGGUGGUGGCCGACCUAAUGACGGACGAAGAAGAAGAUCAGGACGAGGCUGUUGCCGACUGCCCGUUUGAUCAGGUCGACCAUGUCGACGGCAAGAUGAUGAAGGAAGAGGAGGACGAGGAUGAGGACGACGACGAUGACGACGUGGACUUCCCAUCAAACGCGUUCUACGCAGAGUGGAAAGCACGCCACGGGGCGCAAUUCCUUCAUCAGGGCGCCGAUGUGACGGUGGUGGCCGACGAACUGACGGACGAAGAGGACGACGACUUCUCCUCCCCGUUUGAUUACGCGUUCCUCGCAAAGUUGGAAGAACGGCACGAGGAGGAAUUCCAGGAGCUGUUAGCUGAGAUGAUGAUAUAG